AUGGAACUUCAACAAGAAUGGAGUAACUAUCGAAGAUUUUUUUAUUGUCUUACAAAAAAAAAUUUCUUAAAUUUCUCCAUUUCUUCUUGUGUGUUUUGCAGUGUAAGUAGAGAAAAUGUGAGCAGCGAUCAACAGAAUCAACAAUUCCAGCAACAGCAACAAUAUCACCAGCAACAACAUUCUCAUCAAUAUUUGCUUCGACAGUCUUUAAUUAAUCUUACGAGCGCACACAACACUAACAGUAGUAAUUGCAAUUACGACUUAAAUAGUUCUACAACGCCGCAGAAGGCAACAGAAACUAAAUUAUUAACUCCACUUAAAAGCAGUAAAUUACAAAAGUCUAAUUCGUGUAGUUGUGAAUCUCUUAAAUGUACGACAACUAUCGUGUCUGUUACAGCUGUUCAUAACCUCCAUGGUGAUCGCUCAAAAGCAGAAAGUGAACUUUUAAUAUCAAAUGGUAGUGGUGAAAAAAAUCCUGCAUCAUCAAAUAUAUACAGCGUGGACUGUGAUGGGUUAUCUAACAUUAGAGCUGAUGAGCAGCCAUUGAUUCAGAACGAUCAUACAACUAGCAAUUAUUGCGGCAUAUCAAAGCAGAGUUCUUAUGAAAGUUAUAAUUAUGGACAAUAUCCACAGGUGCUGUCCUUAGCUGGUAAAAGUCAUAACUACCUUGACUGUACCAACACAAAUCUAGCUUCAAAUAGCCCUAAUAGUUGUGCUACCAGCAGUAGUACUGGUGGUGUUCCGUCCGCCUGUGAUGACUUCAACGAAUGCACGGGUUUUGAACUUAAUGAGAGUAAUAAAUAUACACACAGCGAUCUUAGAAACAUUGUUGUACAUAAUUUUAGUAAAUCAGAUCCGAUUACGCGUUAUAGUAAUUUGGAAGAUAGGGACGCUUCCUCAUUUUUAAAAAGCCACUACAGUGACUGUAAUAUUUAUCCUAAACCACAUUCAGGGCAACAUUUAACGAACCUCAAAAUUGAGCACGAUAAUAAUCAGUAUGGAGGUGACAAACAACAAUUAGUAAAUAAAACUUAUAUAUUUAAAUGUAUCGCAAAUAGUCCGCCGUUUAUAAAAGCAAAUAAGAUUAAAGAGCAAUCAAAAAAAUUACGAAAUUUAUCAUUAAAAACACGUACAGUUAAAAAAAAAAAUCAAAUUAUAAGUAAAACGAAUGCAGUUUCAGAUAAUUCAUUGCAUCCAGGAGACAAAUAUCUUAAUUUGUAUUUAGUUGAGAAAAAAAGUGUUCAGCAAAGUCAUACGCGUUCUUCAGUGACGGGUUCUAUUUCUUCUAACUCACCAUCUGGAAACUGCGCACGGCAAUUGCCAGCGGUUUCGGCAGUAACUAGAUAUCAACAACUUGUAGUAAACGGUUCAGUCAAAUCCUAUCCCACAUAUCGGUCUACAGUGAAAAGUGAUAUAAAAGACUACAGUACUAAUUCCUCAUUCAGUAAUAAGUUUAAACCAAGCAAAAUAAACAACAAAAACUGUAACUUGUUUACCGGUAAUGCAAACUUAAGUGUGAGUACAAAUUCAUGCAAUAAGCUGCAUGCAACACAACCUUAUGCAAUAUCUCCGAAAAGUUCAUUAUCAAGCAAUGGACAUUUAAACAAACACUUUCUCACCGAUAUAACGCGUCGAAAAACCGAAUUUAAUCGGCAACUCAGCGCACCUACCGAUUAUACCCAAUCGUAUUGUAACGGAUUUCAUUUUGCAGCCAAUGAGCCCGUGUGCGAAUCAACGUCAACGGUUGCAAGUGCAGGAAUCAAUUCUGCGGGUGCUUUAAAAUCACAUCAUUGUAUUUUACCAAAACAAACUUCUUACUCAUGUACAAACAGUUUUAACCGACCUCAAAAUAAAAAAAAUAAAAACACAAAAUUAAAUGAAAGAUUACUGCGCGGAGAAAGCGACGAAUCUGUUCGAUGUUCUUAUUGUUCUGUGUUGAAUGAAAACGACUUUAAGCGAUCGUACGAAAACACCUGCACAGAUUCUUUAGUGACUGCUUUUGAUGAUGAGGCUCUUCUAAUAUGCGAUCAAGGAAGCGAAAUGGUUCACUUUGAUGAUGUGUCGUUGUAUGGAACUCCCAAAGAGGAGCCGAUGCCUUCUAUUCCAAUCGUUUCAGAAAAAGUUUCAGCAAAUUUUUUAAAAAGUCAGCUGCAAUCAUGGUUUCAGCCAACGGACAAUCGGCUAGCCAUGAAGCUUUUUGGCAGUCGAAAGGCUUUGGUAAAAGAGAGAAUACGUCAGAAAACUUCAGGUCAUUGGGUUAUUCAUCCAUGCAGUUCAUUCAGAUUUUAUUGGGACCUUUGUAUGCUUUUAUUAUUAGUAGCUAAUCUUAUUAUCCUGCCAGUAGCGAUAUCAUUUUUUAACGAUGAUUUGAGCACAAGAUGGAUUGCUUUCAACUGCCUCAGUGACACAAUUUUUUUAAUAGAUAUCGUAGUUAAUUUCAGAACUGGAAUAAUGCAACAAGACAACGCGGAACAAGUUAUUUUGGAUCCAAAGUUAAUAGCAAAACAUUACCUAAAAACUUGGUUUUUUCUUGAUUUAAUUUCAUCAAUACCUCUCGACUACAUAUUUCUUAUAUUUAAUCAAGAUUUUUCGGACUCAUUUCAAAUACUUCACGCUGGCCGAGCUUUACGCAUACUACGCUUAGCAAAACUACUCUCUUUAGUUCGCUUAUUACGAUUGUCGAGACUUGUACGAUAUGUUUCGCAAUGGGAAGAAGUAUAUUUCCUUAAUAUGGCAUCCGUCUUCAUGAGAAUAUUUAAUUUAAUAUGUAUGAUGCUUUUAAUUGGUCACUGGAGCGGUUGCCUUCAAUUCUUAGUUCCAAUGUUGCAAGGCUUUCCAUCGAAUUCAUGGGUAUCCAUUAAUGAACUGCAGGAGUCAUAUUGGUUGGAACAGUAUUCAUGGGCACUAUUUAAAGCAAUGUCUCACAUGCUAUGUAUAGGUUACGGAAGAUUUCCACCGCAAUCACUAACAGAUAUGUGGCUUACAAUGCUGUCGAUGAUAUCAGGUGCAACGUGUUAUGCAUUGUUUCUGGGACAUGCCACCAACUUGAUUCAAAGUUUGGACUCCAGUAGAAGGCAAUAUCGUGAGAAAGUUAAGCAAGUCGAAGAAUAUAUGGCUUAUAGAAAACUACCACGUGAUAUGAGACAACGUAUUACAGAAUAUUUUGAACAUCGAUAUCAGGGUAAAUUCUUUGAUGAAGAAUGCAUACUUGGAGAGCUGAGUGAAAAGUUAAGAGAAGAUGUGAUAAACUACAACUGUAGGUCUUUAGUUGCUUCUGUGCCUUUUUUUGCAAAUGCUGACUCUAACUUUGUAUCAGAUGUCGUUACGAAAUUAAAAUAUGAAGUAUUCCAGCCUGGUGACAUUAUUAUAAAAGAGGGUACAAUCGGAACAAAAAUGUAUUUUAUACAAGAAGGAGUUGUAGAUAUUGUUAUGGCGAAUGGAGAGGUAGCAACUUCUCUUUCCGAUGGCUCAUAUUUCGGAGAAAUCUGUCUUCUAACUAAUGCAAGAAGAGUUGCAAGUGUACGUGCUGAAACUUAUUGUAAUCUUUUUUCAUUAAGCGUGGAUCACUUUAAUUGUGUACUCGACCAAUAUCCAUUAAUGAGAAAGACAAUGGAGACUGUUGCUGCGGAGCGGUUAAAUAAGAUUGGAAAAAAUCCAAAUAUUAUGCAACAAAAAGAUGAGCAAUUAAGUAAUCCAGAAUCAAACACUAUUACAGCUGUAGUAAAUGCUUUAGCAGCUGAAGCAGAUGAAUGCAAGGACGAGUAA
Molecule: messenger RNA, 3765 nt
Organism: Teleopsis dalmanni
Lineage: Eukaryota; Metazoa; Arthropoda; Insecta; Diptera; Diopsidae
Gene: Ih
Exons: 13
Coding region: 1-3765 (1254 amino acids)
Biological process (GO): transmembrane transport; potassium ion transport
Cellular component (GO): membrane
Molecular function (GO): voltage-gated potassium channel activity
Source: RefSeq, a predicted model, not a curated record